Messenger RNA from Ostrea edulis (European flat oyster), 7510 nucleotides. RefSeq names its product protein diaphanous homolog 1-like. Bases 118 to 3789 code for a protein of 1223 amino acids. Lineage: Eukaryota; Metazoa; Mollusca; Bivalvia; Ostreida; Ostreidae. Gene Ontology annotation, molecular function: actin binding; microtubule binding; small GTPase binding. Gene Ontology annotation, cellular component: actin filament; cytoplasm. Gene Ontology annotation, biological process: actin cytoskeleton organization; actin filament polymerization. The transcript is spliced from 27 exons. The record is from RefSeq and is a predicted model, not a curated record.
AGAUUUCUACUUCACCGUAACUCAUUUCCUGUAGUUUAUUGUGAGUUACACUUGAAUGAUUGUUUUAAGGUUGUUUUCUUUUUAUCAUCGAAUGUGUGAAUUAGAGUGAUAUUCAUCAUGGACAAAGACAAAAAAGGAAAAGACCGAAAAAGCACAAGUUUUUUUCAUCGACCGAAAAAGAAAGAUGAAAAAGACAAGAAGGCUAGCACCUUGCCUGGGAUGGCUUCAGGAAUUGCAGGGAUGGCUGUGGAGACAAUGAGCCAGUGGCAGGUCAAUGAACGUUUUGAGCAGAUGCUGGACGAUUUGAAUUUGACUGAGGAGAAAAAGACACCACUAAGAAAAAAAGGUAUCGAGGAAAAAAAGGCCAUGUUGAGAAUGCAGUUCAAUGUUGACAAAAUUGAAGAAGAGUCAGACAAUGCCAGUGCAUUUCUAGCCAAGUUAAAAAGCCCAGAGCUACAGGGAGAUGAGAGGCUGGAGACAUUGAAGUCCCUGAAAGUUAUGCUAACAAGUAAACCAGUCAGCUGGGUGAAAGACUUUGGUGAAGAUGGUCUAAAUGUGUUGCUCAAGCAUCUUGUCCACUGUUGUAAUAGAACAAAAGAGACAAUAAGAAAAGACGAAAAACAGAGCAGGUUGGAAUGUGUCAAGUGUAUCAAAGCUUUCAUGAACAACCAAUUUGGCCUGACUAAGAUGCUUGAAAGUGAGGAUGGACUGUCCAUUCUGUCCCGAUGUCUGGACCCUACUGACCCUGAGACCAUGAUGCUGUGUGUCAGUAUCCUGGCUGCUGUCUGUAUCUAUAAACCUCCACAAGGGCAUGAGAAGGUUUUGGGGGGACUGGCUGUCAGUGCAGAGAUGAAGAACAUGGACCGUUUUGACAUGAUUAUAACAGGUCUGGGGAUGGGGAUCAAUGUUCCUUUACAGGUGGGAUGCAUGCAGCUGGUGAAUGCAAUCAUCUGUACCCCUCAUGAUAACUUAGACUUCAGACUUCAUCUGAGGAAUGAAUUCAUGAGAUGUGGACUACAAGAUUUAAUCAAGCAUUUAGAUGAACAAGAUAAUGAUGAGCUACAGGUUCAGCUUGGAACCUUCCAUGGACAGGCAGAGGAUGACCAAGAGGAGAUCAUUCAGAAAUUUGAACUCAUUAAAGUUGACAUGUCAGAUCCUGAUCACUGUUUUGAAUUGCUGAAACAGAUGAAUUCUGUCGACAAGGAGAAUGAACGGUGUUUUCUUUCCAUCCUUCAGCACUUGAUGUGUGUUCGUGAUGACUUUUUUAUCAGAACUGAGUAUUACAGACUGAUAGAAGAGUGCCUGACUCAGAUCGUUCUACACAAAGAUGGAGUAGAUCCUGACUUCAAAAGAACCAAAAGAUUUGACAUCAAAACGGAGAAAUUCAUAAAUGAUCUGGGAGAGAAAAGAAAAGAGAUUUCUGAAUUGGAGAAAAAGGUUUCAGAAUUAGAACCAAGUGCCGAGAACCUUCCAAAAGUCCAGGCCCAACUGGACGCUGCACUGAUUUCACAACAAGAAAUAGAGUCCAAGGCACAGAUCAUGGAGGAACAGUUACUCACCAAAGUCGGAGAGGCCGAGGAGAAGAAAGAGCUGCUGGAACAGAAGAUGAAGGAGCGUGAUGCUGAACUCAAAUCACAGAUUGCUGAGCUUGCUGAGAAGAAAGAAAAGUUGGAAGAAGAUAUGCUCAACAUGAGGGUGAAUAAGGAUAAAGAAAUUAUUCAGCUGAGGGAGCAGGUUAAAAAACGUCCAGCUGUUGUAGAUAAAGAUAUAGCCAGACCGAUCAACGUCCAAGGUUCUACCCCAACUCCUCCUCCUCCUGUCAAGAAUGUAUCAGUACAGACAACAGAAGAAUUCCUACCAGCAGCACAACAGAUCCAAGCACCAGCACCUCCUUCUGCCCCACCCCCUCCUCCUGCCCCACCCCCACCCCCACUUCCACCAGGGGUCACCAUCCCAACACCUCCCCCAGCUCCCCCUUUGCCAGAUGGUGCAACAGUCCCUCCACCAGUGCCACCUCCACCCCCUGCUCCACCUUUCCCAGGUGGAACUGUACCUCCAGCUCCUCCCCCUCCUCCACCCAUACCAGGUGGUAUACCAGCUCCUCCUCCUGCCCCUCCUUUCCCAGGGGGAGUUCCUCCCCCACCUCCUCCCCCACCACCCCCUGGUGGUGCACCUAUUCCUCCACCCCCUCCUCCUCCCCCUGGUGGAAUUCCUCCUCCUCCUCCUCCCCCUGGUGGAGCCCCUCCACCACCACCUCCCCCUGGGGCCCCUGGUUUUCCAUUUGCAGGACCCCCUAAACCUGUUGUACCUCAGCUGCCAUAUGGAAUGAAGCCAAAGAAAAAGUAUGAAUUGAAAGAACAAACAAAGCGCAUCAACUGGGAAAAGAUACCUACAAAUAAACUGAAAGAGGACUCAUUCUGGGUAAAAGCAGAGGAGAGCAAGUUCGAAGAUGACUUCAUAUUCCAGGCUUUAAUGGAAAAUUUCUGUGUUAAAAAACCUGUUAAGAAGGAUGCUCAGGUUGAAGUAGCCAAUGAAAAGAAAGGGAAAAAGGUGAAGGAUCUCCGAGUCCUGGAUGCGAAAUCUGCUAUGAAUCUUUCCAUGUUGCUUGGUUCUCUGAAGACGCCAUACCAAGAAAUCAGGAGGAGGAUAUUAGAGGUGGACACUGAGCACCUGAAAACGGGAAUGCUGGAACAACUCAUCAAGUACCUCCCAGAGCCGGAGCAUAUUAAGGAGCUGGGUGCACUGAAAGAGGAUUAUGAUGACUUAGCAGAAGCAGAGCAGUUCAUUUGUACAAUAUCAGACCUCAAGAGACUCAAGCCUCGACUGCAGUCUAUUCUUUUCAACAUGACAUUCAGUGAGGUGGUGGAUGGCAUUAAACCGGAUUUAAUGUCAGCCAAAGUAGCAUUAGAAGAUAUAAAGACGAACACAAAGUUUGCACGCAUCCUAGAACUCAUUUUGUUGAUUGGAAAUUAUCUCAACUCUGGGUCCAGAAAUGCUCAGUCUCUGGGAUUUGACAUCAGUUUCCUCAGUAAGUUAAAGAAUACCAAAACCCAAGACAAUAAAGCAACCUUGGUGCACUUCCUUGCCAAUGUCAUAGAGGAUAAACACCCAGAUCUCGUACAGUUCCAGGACGAUUUUACAUACUUGGAAAAGGCCUCCAAAGUAUCGGAUGAAGGUAUGCAAGAAAACUUCCGAUCUUUGGAGAAAUCUUUAAAGCAGGUGAAGAGUGAUUUGGAAAAUUGCAAGAAAUCCAAAAUGGAAGGGGACAGGUUCCCCGAGGUGAUGGAGAGUUUCUUAGUGCAAGCCAAGGAACAGUUUGAAGUGAUGAACAAUAUGUACAAAAAGAUGACUAGCUUAUAUGAAGAUAUGAGCAAGUACUAUUGUUUUGAUAAGAAGAAAUAUGGCAUGGAGGACUUUUUUGGUGACAUUAAAAUCUUUCAAGAUAGCUUCAAGCAAGCACUCAAGGAUAAUGCAAAACAAAGAGAAACCAAUGCCAGAUUACAACGAGCGAAAGAAGCCAAGGAACGUGCCCAGAAAGAAAAGGAAGAAAGGAUGGCGGCUCGUAAAGAGGGAGAAAUCAAGGCCAAGAGAAAUCCAACCAGAGGGCUUGGUCCUCAAGACGAUGACUUGAAGGGAGCAAUGGACAAUCUGUUGGAUGCACUGAAGACAGGAUCAGCAUUUAAUACAGCUCGCAGGAAGAGAAAUCCAAAACCCCAUGGAGGUGAAGGAGAGCUGAAGGUCAUGAGAAGAAAACCAGUAGAUAUCAUGGCUAUGCAGGAGGAUUGUUGAUAGACCUGCAACAAAAAGAGAGUUAGAAAGCUAGAUUCCCACUUCAUGAUUCGUGUCACAUUGAGAUGGAGUGUUAAAACAGAAACAAACAUAGGAUCAUACUCUUGUCUUCCUGUCUACUAUACUCUUUUUGUAAGAAUAGGGAGUAAAGAUAUAGUUUUAGUACAUUUACAGAAGUUUACCUGGGUUGAAUUGAAAUAUAUUCAUAUAUUUGUUAGAUGCAGCAAAUACUGAUUUUAUCAGGUUUAGUUUAUGUAUAUUUUCUGUAUGACGGACUUGAUAUCGGCCAGAGAAAUAAUAUUUAUAAUAUUGUUUACCGUACGUUUGUGUUCUGGUUUCUAGUCCAUAUGCCUGUAUUUACUUUAUUUAACAAGAAUUUUAGUAAACAUACAUGUCCUUUCAUCUAUUAUAAUUUGUAUAUUUGAUUUUAACCAGUUUUUUAAAGCGGGUGAUUGAAUUAUAGGUAUUUAGUCUAUAUUUUGUGAUAAUUAGCCAAAUUUGCCAUCAACAAAUUGUAUAACUCACAUUUUGUUGUCAAAAAUCUACAGCUGAUGUCUCGAAAUUUCUGGUAAAAAAUAAUUUUGCAGUAUAAGUGUGCACUGGACUCUUGUUUUAUGGUGUUGGAUUGAUAAUAGAUGGGAAAUUGACAGAAUGGACAUCAUUUUGUGUGAUAACAAUAUCUGUUUUCCCAUCUGAGCUUUAACAAUGAAUGCCCACAAAGAACAAUGUGGUUUUAUAAUGAUGGUUAAAGUCAAAUGUAAUACAUAUACCUAUGUUGUUAUAUAUAUAUAUAACAGCGUAGGAUAAAGUAUAAUGUACAGAAUGGGUAAGUGUAGACCAUUUUAUGUUAUCUGAAUUACAUUAGCUGUCUCCAUGACCAAAUCAAAUGGUAACUUACUUGUAAUUAGACAUGUGUAUUGGUACUAGACUGUCACUGAAAUACCAUACAAAAGAGUAUAAUGUUGCUUUAUAACAUGUUUUAUCUUGAUAAUAAAGUAAUGAGAAUGUGUCCAAGCUAUACAUGUAGCAGUGCCACUGCAUUAUCAAGUAGAAAGUACAGAUACUGCAUGUUUAAGUAGAAAGUACAGACACUGCAUGUUUAAGUAGAAAGUACAGACACUGCAUGUUUAAGUAGAAAGUACACUGGGCCUCAUGUUCUGCUAGGUUUGUUACUAGGCCUGCAACUACUUAUAGAUCUCUCAUGUCCUGCAAUGUUUGUUACUGGAUCUGCAACUUGCAUAUCUUUGAUGCUUAUCACUUUUUUAAAGUAAUGCUUGCAUUCUUAUUGUUUAUUUUUCUUUUGAACUGUUACGAUUUAUCUAUUUAUGUCUAUAACAACACAAAUUUGGGCAUUUGUCAAAAUUUUUAGCAGUUUAUUUAAAACAUGGAUUAGCACAAUAAGAGGAGUGCCUAAUGCCAAAAAAUAAAUCUAUCGUUUCUCAGGUCAAACACUGCCGCAUUGGUCAAUUUUAUUGAUAUAUUGAAAAGGGAAAUAACUCAUUUUUUAUAGCGUAAGUUGAAAAACAAAAAAUUGAUGAAUUAUUUCCCUUUUCGUAUGCUUUUAUUCCAUACACAAUAUAUAUUUCUUGUUAAUACAUUAUUUUAUGAAUUUUAAACUUUUAAACCAAGUGUUGGAAAGACACUUAGAGUUUAGUACAAAUUAUAAUUAAUGUAAGAAAACAAAAAAGUAAGAAUCUGUUGAAAUGUUCAUUUUUGUUUAUCGACUGACAAGAGAGGUAAGACCUGAUUCAAGAAAACAAAACAAAAAUCACCCCACCCCCCCCACCCCCAAAUGUAACGUGCAACGGUCACCCAGCCAAGUGCUGAUCACGCUCGCCAUUGCUUAACUUGCGUGAUCAAGAGAGAGACUCUACCACAUCACUAGAAAUUAAGCUAGCUCUCUAGCGAGGCAGUAUAAGUUCACCCUUAUACUGUCUGCUACAAAAAUACAAAAAAAAACCCAAAACCCAACUUGUCUGCCAUGUUGAAGAUUGAAAUUUUGGCCUGAGAAACAAUAGAUAUAUUUAUUUUGUUUUGGCCUUAUACGGCUUGGGUUGACAAGAGAUUGUAUGACCCGGAUCAAUAAAUGUUAUAUUGUUGAAAACCAUUUCAGGAGAUAUUAUCAUACAGGUGCUAUUUUAUUGUGUUCUUUUUGUGCAGAGUAGUACAUGUAGAUGUUCACAUUCCAAAAUCGAAACUUUAUGACAAAAUCGUUAGGGAGAGUUUUAGAAAUUUCAAGAUGAAAUGAAGUCGAAAUUUAAUUUUGAUGUGUGUUGUAUCUUUUUUUAUAAUCAAAGAUUAAUUGACAUAUCGCACAACUACUAAUUCUGUGUAGUCUCGCAUUCCGUCCUUUGACUAUCAACUUUGAAAAUAUUUCUCCAUUUAGAGUUCAUUCCUUAUCAAAGUUUAGUAACUCUCAUGAUGGCAUCCAAAUGUUGACUGUUAAAGGUGAUAUCCAAUUUGUUGAAGUUUUAUUGUAGAUUCUAUACAUAGAACCAAUUUUGUGUGACUGAGUGCUUUAGUUGCUGAAAUAGUCGUAAUUUUAUUUUCUGAUGCUCAUGUUUUUAGUGUAUGUGCUGUGGUGUUAGAUUGCAUUUAUUGACAACACUCUUAGUCUGUUUUAUCAUUGUGGACCAAAUAUUUUCUUGUACAUGUAGUAUAGGUCCCCCCCCUCCCCCAAUCAACAGCAGCUAACUUUAACAACCAUCUGUUUGCCUGUUUUAAUGGAACCUUGUUUAUCAGGACAUUGACGUCAAUGAAACAAUCAGGAUUGUCUCUAUGAAACAUAUUUCUGUUUACUAGUAGUUGUGAUGCACAUUUCAUGCAGCACUUUGGUUUAAUGUCUCCAUUUGUUUGCGUCUUCCUUUCUCACACUUACAAUACUCUAAGGGCUGUGAUUCAUUUACUUCAAUUAAUAUAUAGUUGUUUUAAAUGUAGAAUUUUACUCUAUACAUGUAGUGCUUUGAAACUUGUCAUUAAUGAAUAAAUACCGGAGUAUGCAUUACACAUGUAGUAGUAUGGACUUCUAAUAUAUUAUACUGUAUUCUAAUAAAAGGAAAUUAUUUACAAAAGAAAUAUUGUACAGUAGAGGGGAUUGCAUCUUGGGGAAUGUAGGUAUGGUCUGUCAGUAACUGUUUUAUUUUUUAUAUGUAUACAUUUGAAUUACCUAUAACAUUCAAUAUCUUAUGCACAGGUAAUCUGUAGACAAAACCAAGUCUAGUCAUAUGUUACUAACUUCUUCACAUGCACUAAAUACAUGUACUGCCAGUUGUGUAACCAAAAUUGUACAAAUUAAGCAGUUUAUUUUCUGAAAAUCAAGAAACCUUUUCAAAUAUUGUAAUGCAACUAUCAUAUGAACAUUUUUUUUUGUAUGCUAUAAUAGAUAUAUUUCAAACCUACUUUAUUCGAGUUCUUCAAUAUUCCAAUUGCUUUUUAUACUUGUAUAUUGAAUUCUAGAUGGAUAAUUUUUUUUCUAACAGUUACUCAAACAAUUUUGAACACUGAAUCAAAGUAGAUGAUACAAGACGUUUUCCAUAUAAACUGGUUAUGUGUAUGCAUCUCCUUUCUUUUAUUUUUAAAUCAUUAAACAUUCCUGAAUUAUUUUACUGUGAGUUAAUCAAUAACAUACAUUUUCCUCUGUAACAUAAUCUAUUAUCAAGCUUCCAGCAGAAUAUGGCUGCUUGUGUUUUUAUGCUUGGCAAUAAAGGAGAAAUUCCACAAU